This is a messenger RNA of Chironomus riparius, 1113 nucleotides long. The record is from the annotation of a GenBank genome assembly. NCBI's taxonomy places the organism in Eukaryota, Metazoa, Arthropoda, Insecta, Diptera, Chironomidae.
GUUUAGAAAUAGUCGAAGAGUGGAAAAAAAUAUAUAUUGAAAUUAUUUUAAAAAUAUCAUAUUUAGCUCAAAAUGAUUAAGCUUUUCUCUUUAAAACAACAGAAAAAGGAUGGAGAAAGUGGGGGACAGCAGAAAUCCACAAGAUCAGCAGCUCAGCUUAGAAUUACAAAAGAUAUUAAUGAACUGAACCUUCCGCGUACAUGCACAACAACUUUUCCAGAUCCAAAUGAUUUGCUUAAUUUCAAAAUGAUUAUUUGUCCAGAUGAAGGAUACUAUCGUAGUGGACGUUUUAUUUUUAAUUUUAAGGUCGGUCCAAAUUAUCCUCAUGAGCCACCAAAAGUAAAAUGUGAGACAAAAGUUUAUCACCCAAAUAUCGAUUUGGAAGGAAAUGUAUGUUUAAAUAUCUUGCGUGAAGAUUGGAAACCUGUUUUGACAAUUAACUCAAUUGUUUAUGGGUUGCAGUAUCUUUUUUUGGAGCCUAAUGCUGAAGAUCCAUUGAAUAAGGAAGCUGCUGAUGUUCUUCAAAAUAAUCGUCGUCUUUUCGAGCACAAUGUCUCGAAAGCUAUGCGUGGAGCUUAUAUUGGAAACGUCUAUUUUGAUCGUUGUCUUAACACAAACUGAUAUACUAAAACGACUGCCAACAUUAACAUCAACUCCAAAACUUUCUUCAUCAUCAACUGUUUCAUCAUUCUUUUGAUUGGCGGUUCCUAUAUCAAGUAUAUUUAGAAUGCAAGAUCUUCAACAAAAAAAAAAAAAAAAAACAAUUUAACACAAAGAAUUAUGUUUUCUGCAUCACUAUAUAUGAUCUAUAAAUCCUUAGAAUGUGAAACAAAAUUAAAUCAAGUUUUUAAAAUUUUUCAAGUUCUCGCCUUUAUUUUUUCACAAUUUUAAAAUAUUUCAAAAAUAAUAAAUGACGCUUGUUUUAUGUUUUUUUAAACAAUUUAAAAGAAAAUUCAAUGUACGUAGUUCUUUACAUUUUUCAACAAGUCAAGUUAAGAAGAAAAGCACCUAGUAAUGAUUUUUCCUCUCCCUUCCUUGCUUUUAUCUUCUAUUGUGAAAAAACAAAGAAAUUUAAACUUUAAAAAAAAACACGAAACAAUUCCGACAAUUUUU